AUGGCAUGUAACAAAGUAGUCAGAAGAACACAGUCUUCUGUCGCAGGCAGCGACAAUGUUUGGGUAUCUUUUAGAAGUCGAUGGAAAAAUUUGGGAAUGAUCCGACAGGGUGAAGAGAAGAACUCUUUGAGAGAGGACGAUGGUGCAGUGAAGGUUACUAGGUCAGCUUGCAGGCGAGGGUUGGAUAAAGAAUUGGAAAACAUGCGCCCCGAACUCCUUAUACCUCCCGCACCCCGAAUAUUAUGCAAGAGAAUGGGAGCAGAAACAUCCAACACCCGCAAUGCUCAAAUGAGAUGA
Molecule: messenger RNA, 297 nt
Organism: Aspergillus niger
Lineage: Eukaryota; Fungi; Ascomycota; Eurotiomycetes; Eurotiales; Aspergillaceae
Exons: 3
Coding region: 1-297 (98 amino acids)
Source: RefSeq, a predicted model, not a curated record